ACUCACAUUAAAAUUAGGCGUAUUACGCACAAAUAUGUUUCAACGAUUGCUCUUACUGGUGGCAAUCGUUGCAGCUAUUCGAAGAGGAAUAUCAUAUGAUUAUGAAUCUCCACUUCACGUGAAUCACGAAUAUGUAGCUGAAAGUACUGAAAUGCUGCAUGGCUUGAUGGCAUUUGUAGAAGACAAUAAUGUUUACGAUGGUGCUACUGAGGACGAUGAUGAUGACGAUCCCGUGUCUGAGGCCUGUAAGGACGGCGAGGUCUUGCAGCUGAAUACCAACAAUUUUAAUCUGUUUACCCACACUGGAAGAUAUUUCAUCAUGAUCUAUAAGCCCCCACUCAGCUACAUGGCCGAUCAGGCAAAGAUAAAAUGGGCCAAACUGGCCCGGGAACUGAACGCCAAGGGCACCAUUUGCAUUUCGGACUUGGAUUGUAGUAAAUCGAAUGAAAUCUGUCACGAUCUGCAAAUCAGACCAAGUCCGACUUUCCUGUGGUACGAGAACGGCCGCAAAGUUCGCACCUACGAUGCCGAUACCGAGUUGGAGCAUUUGAAAAGCUUUGUCGAGAAAAUGAUAGCCUCGAAUGGUACUUUCAUCGAGAAGUCAGGAGCCAGAACAAGGUCUUAUCUGACGAUGAACCUUAUCACACUUGCCCUCAACUAUUUGGCCAUUAAGCUGCCAAUCUUAGUUCCAAAUUGAAUUCUAGACAAAUAAAAUCUGAUUGGAAUGGCUUUUAUUUACAAA
This is a messenger RNA of Drosophila miranda, 742 nucleotides long. RefSeq names its product thioredoxin domain-containing protein 5 homolog. Gene Ontology annotation, molecular function: protein disulfide isomerase activity. The coding region runs from base 35 to 697 and encodes 220 amino acids. The record is from RefSeq and is a predicted model, not a curated record. NCBI's taxonomy places the organism in Eukaryota, Metazoa, Arthropoda, Insecta, Diptera, Drosophilidae. Gene Ontology annotation, biological process: protein folding. The transcript has a single exon. Gene Ontology annotation, cellular component: endoplasmic reticulum.